CCCUACUCCUAUUACGCUCUUACACUACCUAGAUUGAACCACUGCUCUCACCAGGACCACAAACGCAGAGACACAACUGAUGAAAGCACUGCCAAGUCACUUAGAGAGGGAUCAACUUUGAAAAUGACUGCAGAUUUAAAAGAAAACUAGCUAAAAGGGGAAACUGCAAUCCUUUGUUUCUCCAUGGACUUUUCAUUUCAGGACAAUCAAGCAGAAAGAGCACACUGGGAAUCUUUACUUGGACUGGAUUGUGAGAUUUUGUGAAGGACAACUUCAGUUUGGAGAGGAGAAUGAGACUGUAAGUGCGUCUUUAACAGUCAUCUGUCACAAUGUCGAACUCUACUUAUCUCUGCCUGAGGGCAGUUUUCCUGGUGUGUUUUGUUCACCCUUUAAUCCAAGGACUAAGCGCAGAUGCAAAUGUGGUCCAGAGUCCUCGUCUGGAACCGAAUCUCACUGGACUUCCAAUAGUUACGUUUGAAUGGCAUCAUGUUCAGACCCCAUACCUGGUGAUAAUUUGGGUAUUUGUGGCUGCACUGGCUAAACUAUCAGUGAUUGAACUAAACCAUCAUGUCACCAGUGUGAUCCCAGAGAGUGGAAUGCUCAUCAUCGUGGGCUUUAUUUUGGGAGGAAUCGUCUGGGGAGCAGACAAGGCGCAGACUUUCAAACUGCUCCCUACCACUUUCUUCUUCUACUUGCUGCCCCAAAUCAUUUUGGAUGCAAGUUACUUUAUGCCCAACAAGCUAUUUUUCAGCAACCUGGGUGCCAUUCUCAUUUACGCCAUCUUUGGAACCUGCUGGAACGCAGCCACAGUAGGCCUGUCGCUUUGGGGCUGCUAUGAGGCUGGAGCGAUGGGUGACUUGGACAUCGGUCUCCUGCAGUUCCUGUUGUUUGGUAGUUUAAUAGCCGCGGUGGACCCAGUGGCUGUGAUUGCUGUUUUCGAGGAAGUGCAUGUGAAUGAGGUGCUCUUUAUCUUGGUGUUUGGGGAGUCUCUGCUUAAUGAUGGCGUCACGGUGGUGCUUUACAAAGUAUUUGAUGCUUUUGUUGCUCUUGGGGGACCAAGGAUUGACGCCACAGAGAUUUUUAAGGGCAUAUUUUCAUUUGUUGUGGUGGCAUUUGGAGGCUCGUUUCUUGGCGUUGUGUUUGCCAUCCUGCUGUCCCUGCUGACCAGAUGCACCAAACACAUUCAGAUCAUCGAAGCCGGCUUUGUCUUUGUGGUGGGAUACCUGGCUUACCUGACAGCAGAAAUGCUCUCUCUCUCUGCUAUUCUUUCGAUCACUUUCUGUGGUGUUUGCUGUCAAAAGUAUGUGAACGCCAACAUGGACGAGAAAUCGGUCACAACGGUUCGUCAUGCCAUGAAGGUGCUUGCGAAUGGCUCCGAAACCAUGAUCUUUCUAUUCUUGGGCAUUACAGCCAUUGAUACGGAAAUAUGGGUUUGGAACACAGGUUUCAUUCUCCUCACUCUCCUCUUCAUGUUUAUCUACAGGAUCAUAGGUGUUUUCUUGUUUACUUGGUUGUUAAACAAGUUCAGAUUGGUUCCCAUCGAGGUCAUUGACCAGGUUGUAAUGAGCUACGGUGGCCUGCGGGGGGCAGUAGCGUACGGAUUAGCAGCAAUGCUAGACAAAGACAAGAUCCCAGAGAAGAAUCUGAUGAUUAGUACCACACUCGUUGUGGUGUAUUUCACUGUCAUUAUUCAGGGAAUCACAAUGAAGCCAUUGGUUCAGUGGCUCAAGGUCAAAAGAGCAGCUCAUUCGGACUUGAAACUUGUUGAGAAACUGAACAAUAGGGCAUUUGACCACAUACUAGCAGCAGUGGAGGACAUUUGUGGUCGUAUUGGAGAUAACUGGUGGACCAGAGGUUGGAACAGGUUUGAGGAGAAGUAUAUCUGCAGGAUAUUGAUGAAACCUAAGGCCAGAAAAAACAAAGACUACCUCUUCAAUAUCUUCCACAAACUCAAUCUGGAGGAUGCUAUGAACUACGUCAGUGAGGGUGAACGCCAAGGUUCUCUGGCCUUCAUUCGUAGUGAUGAAGCAGCCAACAUAGAUUUCAAAAAACAAUAUGGUUCAGAAUUUUCAGAUGUGAUGCCUGAUAUAAUGGUUGAUAUGUCAAAUUACGAGUUUGGAAUCGAAAAUGUGUCAGUAACCUCCAUUGUAAAAGACACUAUUCCCUCAAUAUCUCGAGAUAUCCAUGGACAAGACAGGAAAAAUGCGGUGGAUGACAUCAAUGCCCAUCAUCUUCUACAGCAGCACCUGUACAGGAGCAGAAAGCAUCACCGUCACAAAUACAGCCGCAGUCACUUCAGCAUCAACCAGAGUGAAGACGAGGUGCAGGAGAUCUUUCAGAGGACCAUGAGGAGCCGCCUCGAGUCCUUCAAAUCAGCUAAGAUGGGUGUCAACCCUGCUAAGAAGAUCACCAAGCACCACAAGAAGGAGCUACAUCAGAUGUCUAAUGGACACCAACAGGGCAAGGACCAUCUAUAUGGGGAUGAAGUUGACAAUGCUGUGGGUAGUGAGACUGGUGCUGUGAAUAGUACUUUUAUGAGAGACACAUAUACAUUUGGAGCUGGCAUAGAGAAUCCAGCAUUCAUGCCAGAUAUGGAGAGUCCUAUUCACAGCCCACCCUGGCUAAUGGAGACUGAGAUGGACAUGGCUGUCGCACCCUCCCAGAGGGCCCAGAGACGCCUGCCCUGGACGCCCAACAGACUGCGGCGUUUAGCACCAAUGAGGAUCAGCACCUGCUCCACAGACUCCUUCCUGAUGGCUGAUGUUUCUUUAACUCUAGAAGAGCACGAGGAACCACCCCAGGGAGACGAUGAAAUACAACCAGUCUUUGAAUAGAAACUGGGACAAUUAGAUAUGUCACAAAGCACAUCCACAGACUUGACUGUUCCUGUACCGUCUACAGUAAGGAUGUCUAAUUCUGCUCAUGGAGGGCCACUGUCCCUCAGAGUUCAGAUCCAAACCUAAUUAAACACACCUGUCCCAGUUAAGCAAGGUCAAAGUUGGAGCUGAACUCUGUGGGACAGUUUGGACACCCCUGGUCUACAGAUUACAGUCCAAUCUAAACGAGGUGGAACAGGAGGAAUUGCUGCAGGAAAUCUCACCGAAACUGCCAUACGCCAAUGAAAUUGCAUUGGAAAAGAAAAGAAAAAAAAAAUGGAUUUUUUUCCCAGCACUUUUGUAGAAUUCAUUUAUAAUCCAUUUAGGGCGAUAUUCUCACGAUGAAUGCAAAAAGUACUAGAAAAAAGAACAGCUUUUCAAGUUUCCUACCUGUGUUGACAUAUCCCAUUGAAAAAGGAAGUCUGGGCUUUAAAGGGGGUCCUAUUAUGCUUUUCUUUCUUUAGUGUGUAAUGUUGCUGUUUAAGCAUGAAAAAGGCCUGCAAAGUUACAAAAUACAAAGUUCACUCCAAAGGGAGUUAUUCUCUGUAUCAGUAAGGACAGUUUCUGAACUCAUUGAAAUGCCCCUCAAUAUCCCUCAUUUAAAUAAUACCCGCCAAAA
This is a messenger RNA of Pimephales promelas (fathead minnow), 3495 nucleotides long. RefSeq names its product solute carrier family 9 member A3, tandem duplicate 1 (gene slc9a3.1). Gene Ontology annotation, cellular component: apical plasma membrane; brush border membrane; plasma membrane. Gene Ontology annotation, molecular function: potassium:proton antiporter activity; sodium:proton antiporter activity. Gene Ontology annotation, biological process: sodium ion import across plasma membrane; potassium ion transmembrane transport; proton transmembrane transport. The record is from RefSeq and is a predicted model, not a curated record. NCBI's taxonomy places the organism in Eukaryota, Metazoa, Chordata, Actinopteri, Cypriniformes, Leuciscidae.